Maylandia zebra (zebra mbuna) is the source of this 2692-nucleotide messenger RNA. It is a transcript of the gene slc25a1b, whose product is annotated as slc25a1 solute carrier family 25 member 1b. Lineage: Eukaryota; Metazoa; Chordata; Actinopteri; Cichliformes; Cichlidae. The record is from RefSeq and is a predicted model, not a curated record. Gene Ontology annotation, biological process: mitochondrial citrate transmembrane transport. Gene Ontology annotation, cellular component: mitochondrion. Gene Ontology annotation, molecular function: citrate secondary active transmembrane transporter activity.
UUAAAUGUUUGUGACAAACAUGGCGUUGUGCGGUAUUGGGGGGGAAAGUGACACGUCCUGCCUCGCCCUGAAUAAAUACUGAGUCGAUGCUGCCAACCUCUGUAUGGCACGGAGGGAAGUUCCCUGUCAAAAGUACACAGACAUGCACUCUUAGCCAGCAUCAAAAGUCCAAUGUUCAGCACCGCCUGCUCGCCUUUUUAUUUUUCCGCCGCCGCUGCACUGAACACCCAGACUGCACCAGGACUCACAGCUGGCUGAGUUUGCGGCGAUAGAGGAGGUCCGGAUUGACUUCAAAAAGAAAGUUAGGCCGGGGUACCGCAGUCAUGUCUGGACAAAACACAUUUGUCAGCCCGUUUCACAGACCCCAGUGUUUGGCUGCUGCAGCUCCCGCGGGGAAAGCCAAACUUACCCAUCCCGGCAAGGCCAUUUUAGCAGGUGGGAUUGCAGGAGGCAUAGAGAUCUGCAUCACCUUCCCAACAGAAUAUGUUAAAACACAACUGCAGCUAGAUGAAAAGGCCAAUCCUCCUAAAUACAAAGGCAUUGUUGACUGUGUGAAGCAGACAGUGAAAGGUCAUGGUGUGAGGGGUCUUUAUAGAGGUCUAAGCUCGCUGGUCUAUGGCUCUAUACCUAAAGCAGCUGUCAGAUUUGGGAUGUUUGAGUUCCUCGGUAAUAAGAUGCGUGAUGAGAGUGGCAAACUAGACAGCAAGCAAGGAUUUUUCUGUGGCCUUGGAGCUGGAGUGGCAGAGGCUGUGGUUGUAGUCUGUCCUAUGGAAACAAUUAAGGUCAAAUUCAUCCAUGAUCAGACAUCAGCAAAUCCAAAGUACAGGGGAUUUUUCCAUGGGGUGAGGGAGAUUAUUAGAUCCCAAGGACUAAAGGGGACUUAUCAAGGGUUAACAGCCACUGUCCUAAAACAAGGCUCAAACCAGGCCAUCCGCUUCUAUGUCAUGACUUCACUAAGAAACUGGUACAAAGGUGAUGACCCCAACAAAGCCAUUAACCCUUUGAUAACUGGACUGUUUGGAGCUAUUGCCGGGGCUGCCAGUGUCUUCGGAAACACUCCCCUGGAUGUCAUUAAGACCAGAAUGCAGGGCCUUGAAGCGCACAAGUACAAAAGCACAGUAGACUGUGCGGUCAAGAUCCUGAAGCAUGAGGGACCACUGGCGUUCUACAAAGGUACUGUGCCUCGGCUGGGUCGGGUGUGUAUGGAUGUCGCAAUAGUCUUCAUUAUCUACGAGGAAGUUGUGAAGCUCCUGAACUUGGUUUGGAAGACGGACUAAAAUCAAGUUGUGCUAAAUAAGCAGGACUGUCAUGACAGGCCAAUCUCCUUAAAUCCUGUUUCUAGGUUCAAAUAUCUGCCUCCAAGUGAUUUUUCAGAAAGAAAGAAAGAAAGGGAUUGGUAUGUUCUUGAUUUAUUUAUAGCCCAGCAAACAGUAGUUGGAACUAUUAUCUAGCAGAAUCACUGCUUACAGAUGCUCUUUUUUUUUUUUUAAAUUCCACAGAACAUUUUUUCACCCUGCUCAAUCAGAGAACUGAGAGUGCUCUCAACACAAACAAGGAACUAAAGUUUGUACGUACUGAAUCAAAGACAAACCAGUUACUUACCUAAUGUAAUAUAUAAACUAUAGGUUAAAAAAUUAUGGGGAGUUGACUCAAAUUUAUUGAAUCAAAAAUUUAAACCCCUUUUAUAUGCAAGUUGUCAGAGAGGUUAGAAACCAUUCUGAGGAUGUGAAAUGCUCCAAAAGCUGCAGGUACAUUAAGAACUGCAUGGCCGAAGUCAAGAUUACAGAGUAAUCUGCUUUGUGAUUUCUUUUAUCCUCUCCAUGCACCUUGGAAGCAGGUGAAGUUGUGCCAGAAAAUUAUUUUUUGCUAAGAUUACAGAGUAACCAGUUGUGGAAGAUGCAGCAUUUCUUUAAAUGAUAAUACACAUGUUCACAUUAUUUAGAAAUGCACAUUUCCAUAAAGAAAGUGUUUGUGGGUAAAGAGGGUUCACUAUUAAGUUGCAGAGAUGUUUUAAAUCAGUUAACUUACUAAUGUCACUAAAAGUGCCUACGUGCUGUAUAAUGAAUUUUGUGGUGUUUUGCGAAUAAGAAUGAUUAUUUAAUGUUGUCACUAAAGACUAGAAUAAUUUACACAUACUACUCUGUUCCAGUCAGUGUCUAAUAAGUUCAUGUCUUCUAUUAUCCUUCGAACUGUUAGUUUUUUGUUGUUUUUUUUCAUUCAUUGAGAAAUGGUGUUAUUAGUGCCUUCCAUCUCGUUCCUUUCUCAUUAACUUUUAAUUGCAGUUUAUUUUUAUUCUUAACUGUGUAAUAUUAGUUGCCUUUUCUUUUUUUAAAUCAACUGAUGACCCAAUGUGCCAACUGCUGCUUGAAAAUAUAAUGCCAUGCUAUUAACUGGAGUUCUAGACACGGAGUCUGGUUGUUUACAUGCAAUGCCUUUUAAAUUAGUUUGCUUAUCUUAUCUCUUUGUGGAGGAGACACAAUGUUUACCACAUGUUGCCUUUUUCAGCCUCCCGUUUAACCAGACCCUACAGGAGCAUCACACUUUGUCACAGAUUUUUAAAUAUUUCUGGAGUUUUCUUGUUAACAGGUGAAUAUUCUAUGAAAAAUAUACCAGGAGUUAAAAGCUGGUAUUGUGCCUUCAAUCUUCUUAAUUCUAAUAUCAAUGCUCAGAAAUAAACAUGGAUCAGACUGUU